This is a messenger RNA of Drechmeria coniospora, 864 nucleotides long. RefSeq lists its product as uncharacterized. NCBI's taxonomy places the organism in Eukaryota, Fungi, Ascomycota, Sordariomycetes, Hypocreales, Ophiocordycipitaceae. Bases 1 to 864 code for a protein of 287 amino acids. The record is from RefSeq and is a predicted model, not a curated record. The transcript is spliced from 5 exons.
AUGCAUCAAUUCGCCCUAUGGGCUCCUUUUCUGGUACGAGCAUACGGCGCGCUACCAGUGCACUCGAAUGGCUCCCUCGUGAACGGCAGUGGAGCGUGGGAGGGUGAAAAGGCCAGGAUUAAGGAAAACGGCUUCACCAAGAAACUCUUCGAAUGCGUUCCUGACCUGCGAGCGCAACUCAGGAAGCCGUGGCCAGCCAACUACAGCGAUGCGGUAACCGAAACCGCUUCCUGCAAGGACAUGGUCAGGAUCUGGGGGCGCGACCGUGGCCUCGAUUGCGACUAUGUGCAGAACUGCGUGCCCGUGGCGGCAUGCGUUAGUGGCAAAAGCAAGGCGAACGCAGGGUGCGGAUUUGACGGGCUGAGCUUGCAUAUCCAACUUGGCCGGGAUGCCGGCGCUCUGGGUAGAUUCAUCGCAGACCUUGGGGAGAGAAGACGCGAAUCGGUCACGUCGUCCUAUGGCAUCGCCAUGGCCAGCCACGUCGAGCACUCGUUGGACGUGGCAAGGCUCUACGGAGAAAAGGAGAUUCCCAUCCGACGGCUGCGCGACUUUAUGUUGAUUUUCGAUCCCAAACUUGACCGUCCAGUGUCGGGCGGCCACGCGUACUGCAACAUAUUCCAACUCAAAACCGUCCGCCUGCUACUUCACCACGUACCCAGCGAUCUAUACUUUGUCCAUUUCGCCGUGGAGGAUCUGCGUACGGUUCGCCGCUGCGGGGGCCACCCCUAUCCAAUCGUAACGUCGCCGCUGCCGCUGGGAGGCUGGAACGCAACCAUCGGCGGUGUCCUCAAGCAGCCGCUUUGGAGAUGCAUUGAGAAUGGUAUGAAAGGUGAAGAUUGCCACGCCGUAUUACGGUACGGGUGA